AAAAAGUCUUUUCCCGCCAUUUUGCUCCCCGGCCCCAAUAAUUUGGCGCGUCAAUUCAGAAACUCGGAAGCAACACAGAGUAGUCACAGUUUGAGCUUGCAUUGCACUGUUUUUGGCUUCGGCGCCGCAAGUGAAGUAACAAAGCGAUGGAAAUUGUUCGACCUCAGAGUCAUAGGAACUUAUUUUCCUCUAACGACGCCGUUUCUGUUCCAUCUCUUCCCCUCUAUCGCUCUGCUCCGCCACUCGAAGUCAGACUCGAAGAUUUCGAGUCCUUCGCCAUCGAUCGCCUCCGAGUUCUUAAAGGGAUUUCUGAUGGUUUAUCACGGGGGAAGAAACCGGAAGAAAUGGAAAAAUUGGUAAAAGAACUGUGGAAAGUGAAUAUGAGACACCAGCAUGCUUCUGAGGUUCUAAACAAGGAUAUUAUAUCUCAUUUUGUUUUGCGUCUGGUGUAUUGCAGAACGGAGGACUUGAGGAAAUGGUUUCUGUCUAUGGAAUGUGCACUUUUUCGCUACCGUUUUCGUUUUCUAACUCCUGAAGCCCAGAGGGCAGUCAUGGACAAUUUUGAUCUUACUUGCAGGGCUGUUAACAAUGUGGAAUUUGAGAGCAUAAAAGAGAAAUUGGGACAAGUUGCCCGUUCCAUGGGUCAGCCUUCACCAACUGUGGAUGCUAUCUUUUACAAGGUACCAUUUGAAGAAGUUCCAGAACUUGUAGCUGGGCGUAAAGUGUUUAUAAGUCAAGGAUAUGCUUAUGUUGCAAUGAAUCAGGUUGUUUCACUUGUAGCCACACUAUUUCGCAGUCAGCUGUCUAAGACGCUCAUCCUUACUAACAGGGUUGCGAUAAAUUGUUGCAGAAAAUGGACAUCUUCAAUCAGAGAACAAGAGAAACAUAGGUUGACUCCUAUUGUGGAAGCCUUGUCCUCAAGUUAUCUGGGUCCAGAUUUUUCUCAGCCAAGAGAAUAUGCUGAGAUAUCAUUAAAGGACAUUGAUCAAGUUGCUAAGAGCUCAUUUCCUUUGUGCAUGCGUCACCUAUUUGAUAAGCUGAAAGAGGACCAUCAUUUAAAGCACGGUGGAAGGAUGCAACUUGGCCUGUUUCUCAAGGGUGUUGGUUUGAACCUGGAGGAUGCACUUGCAUUUUGGAGAGCUGAGUUCUCUAAAAAGGUUGGUUUGGAGAAGUUUGAGAAAGAUUAUUCAUAUAACAUACGCCAUAAUUAUGGAAAGGAAGGGAAAAGAACUGAUUAUACACCCUAUUCUUGUCAGAAGAUUAUUUCAUCAACUCCUGGUGCUGGAGAUCAGCAUGGUUGCCCCUAUCGACAUUUCAGUGAAGAGAAUUUAAGAGCUGCUCUCAGCAGAAUGGGAGUGAACAGUCGAGCAAUGGAAGAUGUGAUGGACAAAGUGAGAAAUAGGCAUUAUCAGUUAGCAUGUACGUUGACAUUUGAAGCUCUUCACGGCAUGACAUGUGAUGCAGGGAUUAACCAUCCAAAUCAAUAUUUUAGUGAUAGUCAAAAGAUAUUGCAGCCAAAGAAGGAUUCUUCGGCCCAAAAUUUGGUUACAGCAAGAGAGUGAUAUGCUAGCUGCCAUUCACAGGUGUGUCAGUUGGUUUUUAUAGCAAUAGAUGUACAGAAGAAGACAUAGAGAAAUCUUUUACCAGCUUCCAAAGUGAUUAUUAGGUGGAAUUAGCAUUCCAGUUAUAUGUUCUCCACUAAGUUUGCGUUCGGGAAUCUGGCACCAUGGGGUAUUUAUUGAUAAGUUGUAAUACUGCAUUCUAUAUGCAUCUUUGUAGAAACUGGUCUGCUGCAUGUAAUCUGGUUGUAGGGAAUGGAUCUUGAUAUUUGUGUUAACCUCUUGGGUUAUUAAUUAGAACAAGUUUUGAUAGGUUUUUAUUUAUUGUUUUGUUUAUAAGUAGAGGCACAAGUUUCAUUCUUGUAAAAUUUUAGCAUUGAAAGGAUUCGUUCCCCAUGUUA
Cicer arietinum (chickpea) is the source of this 1960-nucleotide messenger RNA. Its product is annotated as probable DNA primase large subunit. The record is from RefSeq and is a predicted model, not a curated record. Lineage: Eukaryota; Viridiplantae; Streptophyta; Magnoliopsida; Fabales; Fabaceae. Gene Ontology annotation, cellular component: alpha DNA polymerase:primase complex. Gene Ontology annotation, biological process: DNA replication initiation; DNA replication, synthesis of primer.